CGCCCUUCCAAUCGAUAUCCUUUUGGCCAUUUUCUUAGAAGUUGCUGUUCCAGACAUCUUGUCUUUGAAGCAAACGUGUCGUGUCCUGCACGCCUUGGGGUCAUCCGACUACCUGUGGCAUCAAAUCUCAAAAUACUCCGCGAUUCCUUUAGAUCUACCACGCGAUGUUGAUCCACAGGGCCUUUCAUGUCCUGAAUUGCAACCAGCCAUUGUAAAGGCUUUCAAGCUUGAUGAUAAUUGGUCUAGGCGAACGCCUCGUGUAAUGAAGUGCUCGCCGAUCUGCUUAUACGGGACCAAUGGUUAUGCUGUUGUAGACGAAAUGCAGCUCCUCUCGGCCGGUCGAUGGCUCAUGACCUCUCAGCGUAGCUUUCGCCUCGAAUAUACGAGGGCAACAAUUAAGCUGUGGUGCCUCAAGGAUGCGGAUGAUGUAUAUUGCUCUGCAUCGUUUGAUAUCUUUGCCGGUUACAAGAAGUUUACGGUGUCCUUGACAAGGGACGAGAAAUUUGCCACAUUAGCAAUCACCAUCGACAAUGCGACCCAUGGGGUUCUUCAAAUUUAUGAUAUUCCUCUGAUAGAACGUUCAGAGGCUGAAUUCCUCCACAACUCAACUCCUCGAAUGAAGAAAGUCAUUCCUCGGCCAUCCCGAGCUCGCGGUACAAUUCACGAAGUAUCAAUCCACGACAAGGUAAUCGCUGCCACCUUCGUAGAUCUGAGCACGGAAUCUCUUGGUCAUUCGUAUCAAGUCUUGUUGGUGAAUACCAAUACAUGGAGUCAAGUUCUCCUUCAUCCGAAAUUCGAUGAGCCGUUCACACGCCUCAGCAUCAAGCUCUAUCAUGAUCGCAUUCUUUUCAUAGGAAGCUUCCAUGAUAAUGUCUUGGUCCGCACCUUCCACUUACCAUCGUGUAUGGUCCACCAACAACUCGCCGGUCGAUCGUCGGUAUGGGAUCCGCUAAAUCGAGACGACUCAAGAAUUGUUGAGGACAUGGGAGAUUACGAAGAGUUUCUCAUAUCCCACAUGCCCAAUGUCCAGGAUUUUUUUGUGUCCGAAUCCGACAGUUUUAGCGACACAAUCCCUUCUCUACCGAAAUCACUUUCUUUCCUCUUUUAUGCAGCUGCACUAGGCGAUUCCGAAGGCAAGGGUGUUCUUGUUCGUCUAUUUCUCGACCCAGGUCACCAGGGGCAGGAUUCUCUCAUGCAGAGAGAAGUAUUUGGAGCCCCCAGGGACAGUUCUGUCAAACUCGUUCGCAUAGGUGUCACCGGUAGACGAGCGGUUUGGAUCGAGCAGAAUUGGGAAACCGAUGGGUUUAGGGUGAUCAAAGCACACUUCCCCGAUGAAAAUGUGGAUUGGUCGACUGUGCACGUUCUUCUCCCUCCUUACCCAUCGCUCCCGUUCUCGCCACAAAUGUGCAACUCACUCGCUUUUGACGAGACUACGGGUCGACUAUGCGUCGGCGUGGCCACGG
Molecule: messenger RNA, 1463 nt
Organism: Heterobasidion irregulare TC 32-1
Lineage: Eukaryota; Fungi; Basidiomycota; Agaricomycetes; Russulales; Bondarzewiaceae
Exons: 4
Source: RefSeq, a predicted model, not a curated record